Sturnus vulgaris (Common starling) is the source of this 593-nucleotide messenger RNA. Lineage: Eukaryota; Metazoa; Chordata; Aves; Passeriformes; Sturnidae. The record is from RefSeq and is a predicted model, not a curated record.
GCAGCGUGAAGCUGGAGGAGCGCCUUUACUCCGUGCUCUGCUGCACCGUGUGCCUCGAUUUACCCAAGGCCUCCGUGUACCAGUGCACCAACGGGCACCUGAUGUGUGCCGGCUGUUUCAUCCACCUGCUGGCCGACUCGCGCCUCAAGGAGGAGCAGGCCACGUGUCCCAACUGCCGCUGUGAGAUCUCCAAGAGCCUUUGCUGCCGUAACCUGGCCGUGGAGAAAGCCGUGAGUGAACUCCCCGCGGAGUGCGGGUUCUGUGCACGCCAGUUCCCCAGGGCCCUGCUCGACAGGCACCAGAAGGACGAGUGCCACGACAGGGUGACUCAGUGCAAGUACAAGCGCAUCGGGUGUCCCUGGCAGGGCCCUUUCCACGAGCUCUCCGUUCACGAGGCCGAGUGUUCCCAUCCCACCAAGACGGGCAACGAGCUCAUGGAGAUCCUGGACGAGAUGGACCAGAGCCGCCUCAAGGAGAUGCAGCUCUACAACAGCAUCUUCAGCCUGCUCAGCUUCGAGAAGAUCGGAUACACCGAGGUUCAGUUCCGCCCGUACCGCACCGACGACUGCAAUGGGAUGGACUGGGAUGGACUG